This is a messenger RNA of Aureobasidium subglaciale EXF-2481, 1372 nucleotides long. Its product is annotated as glycoside hydrolase family 53 protein. Gene Ontology annotation, biological process: pectin catabolic process. Gene Ontology annotation, molecular function: glucosidase activity. The transcript has 2 exons. Lineage: Eukaryota; Fungi; Ascomycota; Dothideomycetes; Dothideales; Saccotheciaceae. Bases 279 to 1337 code for a protein of 352 amino acids. The record is from RefSeq and is a predicted model, not a curated record.
GCUGGAUUGUGGAUGCAGAGACGCUUGCUCUAUGAAAACCCGGGACAGCAUGAAAGUGGAGUAAACCUUGAUGUGUUGCUUAGAGGCUGAGUACCUAUAUAGGCGACGACUUAGCCGUCUGUUUCAAGAACGCUUUGUUAAAUUAAGAGAAUCAUGUGGCCAUAGAGCAUGCCCUAUAGCAUGCAGUGAGAAAGCUAUAAGAUGCCCCCUUCGCCUUCGUGCUGCUAUUCUGUUUUCUUGCUUCUUUAACUCUACUAUUUUCCAUCCACACCAACAUCAUGUUGCGGUCAGCACUUGUCUCAGCGGUAUUACUUCUGUCAAACGUCGCUUAUGGCGCACUCACAUACAAGGGAGCCGAUAUCAGCUCUCUCAUUAUGUUGGAGAAUCAAGGAAAGACCUUCAAAACGACUGCUGGAGUCACCCAGCCUCUUGAAUCCAUUCUCAAGCAGUCAGGAGCAAACUCUGUUCGUCAAAGAGUCUGGGUCAAUCCUGCAGAUGGCAACUACAACCUCGACUACAAUGUUAAACUAUCCAAGCGCGUUGUUAAUCAGGGCAUGAGCGUCUACCUUGAUCUUCACUACUCGGACACAUGGGCAGACCCGUCACAUCAGACUACGCCAUCGAAAUGGGACGACAGCACCAUCGGUAACCUCAAGUAUACAGUAUACAACUACACCCUGGCAGUAUGCAAUCGUUACGCAGCAGAGGGUAUUAGUCCAGCCAUCGUGUCGAUUGGAAACGAGAUCAGAGCUGGCCUCCUCUGGCCCCUGGGCGGGACGAGUUCUUACUAUAACAUUGCAGACAUUCUCCAUUCUGCUUCAUCUGGCAUCAAGGACUCCAAGCUCUCGAAGAAGCCUCAGAUCAUGGUCCACCUUGAUAACGGCUGGGACUCGGGCACUCAGCUGUGGUGGUACAAGACAGUCCUCGGUCAAGGACCUUUGAAGACGAGCGACUUUGACAUGAUCGGGGUGUCAUACUAUCCUUUUUACGACGAGAAAGCUUACCUGGGUAGCUUGCAGUACUCACUCGAGCAACUUGCAUCUACAUAUGGCAAACAGAUGGUAGUUGCCGAGACCAACUGGCCAGCCAAGUGCAGUAAGCCUGCAUACAAGUUCCCAUCGGAUGCUACAUAUAUUCCUUUUUCUUCGGCUGGACAGGAGGAAUGGAUCGAAGCAGUUGGUAAGAUUGUCGCAGGUGUCAAGGGCGGCGCAGGUCUUUACUAUUGGGAGCCUGCGUUCUUGGGUAACGCAGGUCUAGGAUCAAGCUGCGAGGACAAUCUGCUGGUUGACAGUAAUGGCAAAGCAACAGUUGGGCUUUCUGCUUUCAAGAACAUUUAGAAAGAUUAGUUAUCGAACGUCAAAAUGGACCCCUG